AUGCGCGUCGGCUACGUGCCGCCGGACAACCCCAACGAGGUCCUGUAUACGUUCCAGACUUUCUUUGAAGCCUCGAUAGGCGUCUUCGUCCUCGCCACCAACGAGGGCUGGCCGCUGCUGCUCUCCAGGCUCCUCGACCGCAAUCCCACCCAGCAAGUCGCUCUGUCGGUUCUCGUCUUCCUCUUCAACUCGGCAGUCUCGAUCUUCGGGGUCAAGAUGUGCGUGGGCAUCAUCGUUGACGCGUCCCGGAGUAAGAAGGCUCGCAUGGAGAUGGAAGGAAGUCUGCUCAGCGCGACGGUACACAAGUGGAUUGAAAUUCAGGAGCUCCUCUUCAACUCGGCGCUCCAGCACGGCGACACCAUGCCAGACUUCACCGGGGUCGACAGCAAACGGCUCGCGAUGGCAAGGAAGAAAGCUGCUGCACUGAUAACAAGCGGAUGCUUCAGAAUGGCCGUUGCCGUCCAUACGUGCCUGUGCUGUCUCCUUCUUUUCUUCUACGGCCCGUGGUACGACAUGACACUCGGGCCCCAUCGGCAGGGCCGACGACUUGAGCUCCACAUCGCCAUUGUGUGUCUUUCUGCUUUCUUUUUCAUCGAAAUCGGUACGAGAAUCUUUGCUCGCGGCCGUCUGUUUUUUCGCGAGGCGUUGGACAUCCUCGACGUUGUUCUUUGCUGCCUGCUCGCUGGGACCUUUGGCGCUGGCGUCGUUUUGUGGAUGGGGUGGGUCUGGCGCGUGGACGCACUGACCUCCUGGCUCCUAAGUUUACGCCUCUUCCGGAUCGCGCGCUUCCUAUACCGCCAGAUGCCCUUUUUCCAGACGUUGUUUACAACGAUCUCGCGAGUUAUGGAGAGCUUCCUCAGCGUGCUUACGCUUCUGGGCCUCUCGAUUUUCUUCUUCGCCACCUGGGGGGUCGUCCUCUUCAGCGGCGCCCCAGUAGAAACGUACUUCAAUCGCCACGCAAACUUCAAAAUGCUGCCGAGGGCCGUGAUGGCGCUGAUAGGCAGCUGCACUGGCGAGGACUGGCACAUGAUUCUUCAGCAGCUGCGGAUGCACUACACCGCGACAGACCAGAAACUGCUCCGCGUGACAGUUGUGGUCUUCUGCAUUUCCUUCAUCGUCCUCGUUUUUUUCAUCCUCAUGGAUCUCUUCACCACCGCUGUCCUCGACGAAUACAUGGACACAGUGAAGGACGAGAACUUGUGGAAUAUUUCGUGUCAGAAACGCGUCUUGAUUGAACGCUGGAACCCCAAGAACGAGCUCAGCACGAACUACAAAAGCCUCACUGACAUGAUCGCCCUCCUGAGGACGAUCGACCAGCCAAUGGGCAUAAAGCACCGUUUUCACCCCGAUGAGAAACGGCAGAAAGUGCUCAAGUACAUCGCCAAAUACGGCCUUCCAGUCUACGCUGGGGCGCGAGUCCAUCUUCGGGACGUGGUUCUCAACUGCGCCAAGCGAGCGUGCGAAUUCCACGCCAUGAGUCACGGCGUCAUGGACAUGCAGGACGGCCAGGUCGAGCUGAAUCCGCGCCCUCAUCAGCAGUUGGAUGGGGAAGUUUCCCGAGCUUGCCCACGUGGAGACCAGGUACGACCUUCGCCACCACUUGGCCGCGGAGACGCUCCAGAGCUGGUUCCGAAGACAGCGCAUGCGACUCCACGGAAAGCUCGCGAACCCAGAGUGGUGCGCCGCUCGGUUUGUGUCUUUCGCGAUGGAGAGUCGAACGGCCCACCUCCGCCGGCCGAGCGGCCGCGCAGGGCACCGCGCAAGCCAGAUCGAUCGUAG
Messenger RNA from Besnoitia besnoiti, 1779 nucleotides. RefSeq names its product transporter, cation channel family protein. The record is from RefSeq and is a predicted model, not a curated record. Gene Ontology annotation, biological process: calcium ion import across plasma membrane. Gene Ontology annotation, molecular function: high voltage-gated calcium channel activity. NCBI's taxonomy places the organism in Eukaryota, Apicomplexa, Conoidasida, Eucoccidiorida, Sarcocystidae. The coding region runs from base 1 to 1779 and encodes 592 amino acids. The transcript has a single exon. Gene Ontology annotation, cellular component: voltage-gated calcium channel complex; membrane.